Molecule: messenger RNA, 3071 nt
Organism: Pollicipes pollicipes
Lineage: Eukaryota; Metazoa; Arthropoda; Thecostraca; Pollicipedomorpha; Pollicipedidae
Product: protein ABHD18
Exons: 11
Coding region: 749-2146 (465 amino acids)
Source: RefSeq, a predicted model, not a curated record
GGAGGCGGGCAUGUUUACAUUAAGACCACACGCAUUCCGAGCACUCGGGCAGUGUCUGGGCAUCGCGAAGCUUUCUAUGGUUGAUUUAUACCUCCUCGCGCCUGGUUCCUUUGUUGCUGAUAGUGCACAUAUAUACUGACCAUGGUCUUGCGUUUUGGGUGUACAUAGCCGGGUGUUGUCCGGAGUUUGGUCUUAGUUAACAGUUGAUUUGUUGGUAGAUCUUGAUUAAAUGAGACGUUUGUGAGGUAUUUUUUUGUUAACAGCUUGGCGGCUGUCAUGUAAGGUACAUGCCUAUUAUUUCUUUAAGCCCAGGCAUGUUUACAUGAAAAUAUCUUCUUAUGGGGAUAAGUUAAGAUGGUCUUUGAUGAGUUAAAUGACCAUGUGACUUAAUUGUGCAUGAGAAUCUAGCCCUCUAGCUCUAGCUCUCUAGCUCUCUAUGGUGCUGCUCAUUGUGGUGUUCCUUUUUUGCCAUUGGCAUGUUUCUUUAACUGCAGGUCUGCUGUCAUCAAAGUACAUAAUGCAUGUACAUCAUGCAUGGAUCUUUUACUAGGCAUUUGAGAGUAAUAUGCAUCAUUGUCUCUAUAAUUAGGCAUCAGUCUGUGAUGUGUGACUGUGUCAUUGCAUUUUUCUUUAAAGACACCCAUUUGCUUUCACAUGAUUGACUGUGGCCAGUUGGCAGCAUUACUGGCAUGUUAAUGAGUUCCUAAUCUAACAUUAUUCAUGUGCCCAUAAAAUCUCCAGAUUCAAGAUGUCAGGUAGCAGGACAGAUCGGAUAUAUCGGUCUAUUCUGCUCACCAAGUUCUUCACCAAAGGAUGGGGCAAACCUGACAGUCUGAAACGUCUAUUUGAAUUCCGCAAAGUCAUGAGUGAUCGGCAGCGAUGCAGGGAACUUGUUGACAAGGAUCAUCCUGUAACAAUAACCAAGGAAGAGCGCUACCGCGACUACACGCUGCUGGAGGGCGAACUGGAGUCGCCGUUCGUGCGGCACUGCCCGGGCCUGCUGCCAGUGGAGUCAGAGCGGGCCUACUUCCAGGCAGUGCUGCCAGUGCGCUGGAAUACCCAUCUGCGACCCACCGUGCUCCACCUGGCCGGCACCGGCGACCAUUUCUUCUGGAAGAGGAGAAGUCUGUUGGCGCGACCGCUGUUAAAGGAGAACAACAUCGGAUCCAUCAUACUGGAAAAUCCAUUUUACGGCCUACGAAAGCCACCAGAUCAAGUGCGCUCGUGUCUCCGCUGCGUCUCGGACCUGUUCGUGAUGGGUGGCUGUCUGAUCCUCGAGUCGAUCGCGCUGUUCCAUUGGGCCAGGCGGCACGGGCUGGGCCCGCUCGGCAUCACCGGCAUCUCCAUGGGAGGCCACAUGGCGUCGCUGGCUGCUUCGGUCUGGCACGAGCCGCUACCGCUGAUCCCCUGCCUCUCGUGGACCACCGCCUCAGCUGUGUUCACCAGUGGUGUUCUCAGUAGCGCAAUCAACUGGGAUCUACUGGAAAAACAGUACGUCUCUGACAAUGUCUACCGAAACGAGCUCAGGAAGAUGGUUAAGGUUAUCGGGGUGAGUGGACGCAAGAUUCUCGGCAUUCAGCGUUGUGGUACAGCUUUGAUAGGCGGGGCGAGACCCCGGAGGCUCCCCAGCCGGCCGCGGAGGGAGACCACUUCCACGCGGGCCGCCAGUUCGCACGCGGCUUUCCGCACGAGAUGGCCGAGGAGGGGCGCCGCCUCGCCCAGCGCGUCGUCGGCCGCCGCCGCGCUCGGCGGCACGCUCGCCCGCCUCGCCAGCGUCAACCCGCUCACCAGCAUGGCGCGCUCCAAGUCGCAGCUGGUCAGGCCUGCCGUGAAGGGCACGGCGUCGCCGUCCCGUCCGGCCACCAAGGCCGAGGCGUACCACUUCAUGCGCGGCAUCAUGGACGAGUGCACACACCUGGCCAACUUCCCCGUGCCCGUGGACCCGGAGCUGGCGCUUAUCGUGCAGGCCCGCGAUGACGCCUACGUGCCCCGGGACGGCCUCAUGAGCCUGACGGAGCUGUGGCCCGGCUCCUCGGUCCGCUUCAUCGACGCCGGUCACGUCGGCGCCUACCUCUUCAACCAGGACACCUUCAGAGAGGCGAUCGCCGAUACUUUCGAGAAGAUGAUCCAGAAAUAUCGGCUAUGAUGCGGGGCGCCUACACGGACCGCGGACGGGACGUGCACGAUGCGGUGCGUGUCUACGACCGGUAGCGUCAGCCGGCCAGUGCCAGAGAACGUCGACACAAAACCGAGUGUUGCGCGAUGUCGUUUAGGAGUUCCGCUCAGACUUGCUCCUGAGCGAGGUGCCCGGUGAGUGCUCGGUGAGUGCUCGGACACCGGUAGCGCCUGAUCCGUAGUCUGGAAAGUGGUAGGCUGUGCAACCCAAACCCGUCUUUUAGAGGCAUUGGAAUCGGAGAGCCCGCGGGACUGUCUGACGCUCAGGUGCAAUGGGAAGGCGUUACAGUCGCGAGCUUUUUAGUUCCCUGAUGUCCGCGUGCGUUUGUUUGAAAACGCGCUCGUGCAACCCAUGCUGGUCACUUGCUGCCCGUUGUCAGUGAAACUGAUCACGGAGUGAUAUUGUUCGAUGUCCCGCGAGGAACUGAUCACGGAGUGACAAUGUUCCGAUGUGGUGUGCAAAACUGAUCACGGAGUGAUAUUGUUCCGAUGUCCUGUAAGAUUGGAUAUAUUUUCUAAUGUCACCUGGGAGUUGCUGAUGUGCCCAACUGCCCAUUCGGAUGCAAUCCUCGCGGUGGUAGCGGCGUAUUUUUGUACACGUGAGGUUGGCGAGAGUGCGGUCGUAAGGCCGACCGGUUACCUCCGUGGCGCUGUCAUGGCGAGAGUGCGGUCGUAAGGCCGACCGGUUACCUCCGUGGCGCUGUCAUGGCGAGAGUGCGGUCGUAAGGCCGACCGGUUACCUCCGUGGCGCUGUCAUGGCGAGAGUGCGGUCGUAAGGCCGACCGGUUACCUCCGUGGCGCUGUCAUGGCGAGAGUGCGGUCGUAAGGCCGACCGGUUACCUCCGUGGCGCUGUCAUGGCGAGAGUGCGGUCGUAAGGCCGACCGGUUACCUCCGU